AACAACGCCAAUCAGCCGCGGCGCUACGGCGGGGUGUCUCUCCGUCUCAGCGCAGUCUGCAUGCGAGAUCAGCAGAGGAGAAGCCCAAGAUGGCAGCGUGAGGAUGAGACUGCCCACCUCGGUCCUAGUGUCGGUCUCUCUGUUCACAGCCGAGACGACGGCUGCGCUUUACCUUAGCACUACGUACCGCUCGGCCGGAGACAAAAUCUGGCAGUGCUUCACGCUGCUGUUCACGCUGGUGCCCUCCGUCCUGGUGCAGCUCACCCUCAUCUUCAUCCACAGAGACCUGAGCAGAGACAGGCCGCUCGUGCUGCUUCUCCACAUUUUACAGCUGGGACCUAUUAUCAGGUGCCUAGAUGCCUUCUGUAUCUACGGAAGCUCAGGGAAGGUGGAGGAGCCUUAUGUCACCAUUACACGCAAGAAGCAAAUGCCCCGCAGUGGUCAGACAGAGGAGGUGGAGCAGGAGGUGGGGCAGGCGGAGGGCAAGCUGGUCACCCACCGGGCAGCCUUUGCUAGAACCUCCGUCAUCCAGGCCUUCCUGGGCUCCGCCCCUCAGCUCACACUGCAGCUCUACAUCUGCGUGCUGCAGAGGGGUGUUUCCAUUGGGAGAGGCACGCUGAUGGUCAUCUCUCUGCUGUCCAUUGUGUAUGGUGCACUGCGCUGCAACAUCCUGGCCAUCAAGAUCCGCUACGACGACUAUGAGGUUUCAGUACAUCCAGCGGCAUACCUAUGCGUGUUCUUGUGGCGCGGCUUCGAGAUCGCCACGCGAGUGGCUGUGCUAGUGCUGUUCAGCUCUGUGCUGAAGGUGUGGGUGCUGCCCUUGGUGCUGAUCAGCUUCCUGAUCUUCUUCUUGCAGCCGUGGGUGCGCUUCUGGAGCAGCCACUCACCCUUCCCUGAGAACAUUGAGAAGACACUGACACGUGUGGGCACCACCAUUGUGCUCUGCAUGCUCACCUUCCUCUACGCUGGCAUCAACGUCUUCUGCUGGUCGGCAGUACAGCUCAAGCUGGACGACCCGGACCUCAUCGACAAGGGUCAUGGCUGGCGCCGGUCGGCCACCUACUACUCGCUGCGUUUUGUUGAAAACGCGGCGCUCACCUCGCUCUGGUAUGUCCACCGCACUGACUUCUACCGGCAGGUGGAUGCACCCGUGCUGGAGCUGCUGCUGCUGCUGGGCUAUGUGCUGGCUGUCUUCUUCAUGCUGCUUUUCUACCAGUGUUGCCACCCCUGCAGGCGCCUCUUCUCGUCCAGCCCAGCACAGGGGCUGUGGGAGUGCUGUGGGUCACUAAAGCUGCCCGCUGGACCCUACUCCCCACCUAACCUGCCGCAGGACAAGCCUGGCCUGGAUCAGCCCGAAACAGCCAAAGACGCAGUUACCAAUGGAGAGGUCAACCAGAGUCUGUGCUGAAUAGAACAGCUAAAGCACAAAAAAGUGACCCUUAUGGACCUGAAUUUUGAUUAGCCAAUGAAGACAUUCAAAGCUCUCUUUGCCUUGAUGGUCUAAGGAAUGUAUGAAGGGGUCUUUCUCAGACUCAGCGAAGGCAAGAUUCCCCCCCUUUUUUUCCUUUCAGUUUACAAGACGAUAGCGUUUGCUGUCUUUGUGGCAUGGGGUUCUUGAUGCAUGUGCUAUCUUUUAUCCUUAAGAAAAUGAAAUCGCUGCUUCUGUUGUGUAACGUGGGAGCUCUCUGUCUGUCUGUUUGUCUGUCUCUAUGUCUUUUGAGCUCUCUUUUUUAACAAGAUCAAAUAUUUGAAAGGUGUUAAACAAAAUAAUGGAAACACCAUUAAGUCCUGUUUUGAAUGCUUUUUGAUAGUUUUGAACAGUUUGUAGAAGAGUAUCAAAGUGUUCAUGAAAGAAGAAUAUAUUUACCACCAAAUUUAAUGGUUGGGAAGUGGCAAUACGAGUUGACGGCUCAAAAUGUCAACAAGACAGUAUAACAGGCUGUUUACAACUUGCAUUAACAUGCGUUUUCGUUAAUUGUAUCAGGUUUGGAUUUCACUUGACUUUUCACUUGACUGUAUAAAAAAGCCAGGUAUAAACACACCCAGAACACAGAUAAAGAUUGGGUUGCUCAGACCACAUUUGAAGUGGUCAGAGACAAAUCUGAAGCGUAAAUGGAAUAUGUACAUUUACGUCUUCUGUGUCUCAUGUCCUCAAGACAGUAGUGGCGCUGCUUGUUUUAAAAGUUUUUUCCAAUAUUUGACAAUGUGUAAUCCACUGGUAGUAGCAUGUUAGAAACCAUGUUUACAGCCUCGUGUAAGUUUUGUCUUAACUGUUACACUGGUAUGCAAGAAAUAAGUUAAAAUAACGUAGCGCGCAAACUGCGUAUACGAUGCUAUUGCUAGCCCAUUUAGCAGGGUGACUACGUUGUAAGCUGUAGUCAUGUUUUGCAAGAAAAUUAAGACACCAGACCCUCAGUCACCCAGAUAAAUGCCUGCAUCAGACGAAGGUUUUGUGCUCCAAAUAAGCACACUAGCAAACUAGCUGGUAUUGAAGUGAUUGUAAUAUUUUCGAAAUUCCAUCAGUGUCCGCAUGAAUGUAUGGGAUGCAUGUAUAAUACAAAUGUAUAAGACAAAUGGCUUGAGAAAUUCAACAGUGCUGAAGUUAACUUCUUAUUCCAGUUUUGUCCCUUCCUUAAAUGUGAGGCAGUCCAUUCCACUCAGUGACUGCUGGGAUAGGCUCCAGUACCCACCGUGACCCAGGAGGAUAAGCGGAUAAGUGUGUGUGUAAUACACUGCCCAUUCCUAACCAAAGGGUGAUUGUGAUACGGUUUUUAUGCAGGAAUGUAAAAUCAGAUCUUAUCUGGUCACACUGGGGACGCAUUUAGUAAAAUGUGUAAAUGCAUUCCAGCCAAAGUAUAUCCAGAUUUGGACAAGAAGCACAUGUUAAUGCAAGGUGUAAACAAACUCUAUGAGUCAUGAAACUCUUACUUUCGUCUUGUGGUCAAAUGUUCAGGUUUUGUGUUGCUGAAGCCAGGGGCGUCACUAGAGGGGGGGACUUAAGCUUAAACAACUCUCUCACUUUCUUUUUGAUCACUUGAUCUGCUACUUUCAGCCCUGUCAGUCUCCUUCAGCUUCUUUCUCUAUCUGUGUUUAGUAAUAUUUUUUUUUAUUUAUUUUUAUUAAAUUCAUAUUUACAAGAAUUCAUUAACUAAAAAUAAUAAGAGGUCAGUUUUUCCAUUUACAGUUUGAGGAUUUGAGGGAUAGAAAAUUUAAUUUUGGUCAACAUCAUAUGACCCUUUCUCUGACAUUAAUUUACUGUAAGCAACAAAAUAUGGCUAAUACUUUGUUUCCAAAAACUAAAGAGAAUAUAAAAACAAAGAAUAUAAAUGUCAGUAACAUUAUUUCUGUCUGUUUGCUCAUUCACACUCUCACACUCUCCCUACGAAGUGUCGUUUCUUCAAAAUCUUAAACUGCUUGGCUUGUAGCUAAUAUUAGUAUUAGCUUAACCCCUUUUUUAGCCUUAUGUAAACCCAAAGUUAACUCGCUAACAAGCACUCAGUAAAAACCCAGUAUAGCCAACUAUACUGACCAUAAUUUGCCACAAAUCCAUAUCAUAGGUGAAUAGUCACUCUGUAACUACUUACUGUUUCUGUAUAUUAUGGAACUCGUAUAAGGUAUAAUGUUUAUUUUAAUGAGCAUUUGCCACAAGUCCAUCAUAGCUUCAGCAGUUGUCGGCUCACGUUACUUUGCAGAGCAAGUUAAACCCGAACCCCUCCCCCAGGUCUGAUACGAUUGGCUUACAAAUUACACAGUCUGAUUUGAUUGCCGGGGGUUCAGCUUUUCACGUGAUGUUAGUUAAUCUCUGGUAGCACAUCAGAGGUAGCGCUGCAUUAGAGCAGCAGCAGCGUCUCCCCCCAAGUCACACCCUGCUGUCACAGUAUACUACGAAGUUGGAGACGUGAUGGCACAGCUGAAUAAUGAAGAAUGAAAGAGAAUAAACUAUAGAGGAUUUGAACUGGUAAUGUACAUUUAUUUGAGAAAGGGGACAUAAUAAUGUUUGGUUGGGGGGAGGGGGAUGGGGCUAAAGCCCCCCUAAAUCUGGCCUAGCGACGCCCAUGGCUGAAACCAGGUUAUAAGUUGAGUUUCGCACUUUUUCUUGCAAGUAGCUGGCAUAAUAUUGUUAGAAUAUUUUUAUAGCACUAUCUUUUCUUUAAAUGUCUAUCAGUGGCUAAGCAGUGAGCUUCCAACUGCAACCACUUUUCCAGUUUUCCAAAUGCAGUGAG
This is a messenger RNA of Colossoma macropomum (tambaqui), 4223 nucleotides long. RefSeq names its product X-linked Kx blood group (McLeod syndrome) (gene xk). The record is from RefSeq and is a predicted model, not a curated record. The coding region runs from base 104 to 1408 and encodes 434 amino acids. NCBI's taxonomy places the organism in Eukaryota, Metazoa, Chordata, Actinopteri, Characiformes, Serrasalmidae. Gene Ontology annotation, cellular component: membrane. The transcript is spliced from 3 exons.